AUGUGCCGUCCGAUAGCCGCCGCGCUGCUGGCUUCCCUGUGUGCCUGCGCCGCCGGUCUGGAGUCCGACACCGCCCCGGGGGCCGUAUCUCUGACCUCUGUGGAGUCUGCGCUCUGGCCGCCGGCUGAGGAGGUUGUGUACCGCCGAACCGAGACGGCCUCGACCUGCGACUGCCGCUCGCUGUGUCUGAUGGACACGCGCUGCCAGGCGGCCGGAGCGCAGCUCCUCGGCAGCGGGAGGUUCUCCUGCCGCCUGGCCAGUCAGAGGAAGCUGGAGGCGCCGCCGCAGACGCCGCCACCGGCCGAGGAGGGCGCCUGGUUCGAGCGAGGCGGCUCGCCGGAGAUCUCUGAGGUCUGCUGGUGGGAGGAGAGCGGAGAGGCGGCCGGCUUUUGCGGCCGCGCGCCCGACUGCGCCGCCAUCAGGAAGCUGGGCGAAACGUGGUCGGGAUACAGGCAAGUGCAGGCGGCUGGUAGUCGGGUCAGCGUCAUCUGUGACAUGGACACUGAUGGUGGAGGCUGGACCAUGAUACACAGGCGUGGCGAAGGUAAAAACACCACAUACGACAAGACGGAGGAGGAUUUCAGAGCAGGCUUCGGGUACACAAUGGGGGAGCACUGGUUGGGACUGGAUUCCAUCGCAAUGCUGGUGAAGCGCGAGGAGCAUCACCUGCGGGUGGACCUCUGGAAGGGCGACAGCUUCACGACGGCCACCUACGACCUCAAGCUGGUCUCCGCACGGGACAACCGAUACGAUUUCGUCAAGCUAUCCGGCAACGCCACCGACGGUCUGGCCGAGGCCGGUCACCAAGGAUUCAGCUUCUGCGGGCUGCCGUGCACGUUCGGGGGCUGGUGGGGCUACGAGGAGGGCGGGGAGCAGGCCAACCUGAACGGAGUGCUGAACGAGUCGACUGGCAAGUGGGAGCUCCUGUGGCCGGGAGAGCUCGGUCUUGAAGUCAUCCAGCGAGCCCAGAUGCUGCUCAGACCGGCCAACUUCGUGCCGUAG
Amphibalanus amphitrite is the source of this 1002-nucleotide messenger RNA. Its product is annotated as ficolin-2-like. NCBI's taxonomy places the organism in Eukaryota, Metazoa, Arthropoda, Thecostraca, Balanomorpha, Balanidae. The record is from RefSeq and is a predicted model, not a curated record. The transcript has a single exon. Bases 1 to 1002 code for a protein of 333 amino acids.